Molecule: messenger RNA, 1584 nt
Organism: Saccostrea cuccullata (small rock oyster)
Lineage: Eukaryota; Metazoa; Mollusca; Bivalvia; Ostreida; Ostreidae
Product: retinol dehydrogenase 11-like
Exons: 6
Coding region: 82-1062 (326 amino acids)
Source: RefSeq, a predicted model, not a curated record
UGUAAUAGAUGAAGGCAUCGCAAAGUCGCAAAACAAAUUUGCUGUAGCACAUAUAAUUAAAGUAAAAUUAUUUAGUGCAUUAUGGAAUGGUACAUUGGUCUUUUAUUCCUGAUUGUGAUACUGGCUGUUACAUUCUUUUACUUUGGCCGGGAUCAACUAUAUGUCAGCCACAAGAACUUAGAUGGAAAAACAGUCCUUGUAACUGGUGCAGCCAAAGGAAAAGGAUUCGAAAUAGUGCUUGAUUUAGCUAAGAGAAAUUGUCGUAUAAUUAUGACGUGUGCAGACAAGAAAGAUGGCGAAUCUGCCAGGCAGCGAAUUGUACAGCGGACCGGAAACACGAAUGUUGUGUACAGGGAACUUGACCUCAGUCUGAUGUCAUCAGUGCGCGCUUUCGCUACGUCAUUUAAAAUUACAGAGAAAAAGCUGGAUAUUCUAAUCAACAACCAAGAAUUGUGCACCAGGGAAAAAACAAUGACAAAAGAAGGCCUCGAUUUAAUCUUUGCCAUAAAUUAUUUUGGACCGUAUUUGCUGACAACUCUAUUACUAGAUUUAUUGAAGAAGUCACACGGUCGCGUUGCAAAUGUCGGCUCUGUUCUUCCUGCAUCCACAGAAUUGGACUGUGAAAAUCUAAGAGCUGAGAAGGGUUUCCAUAGUCAGCGGUUCUAUCAAUCUAAGCUGGCGUUAUUAUUAUUUACCAAAGAGCUGGCAAGACGCACAGAGGAUUCAGGCGUCACUGUAACAUUUGUACACUCGGGACUAGUGCAAGCAGAACUUUACAGAGACGUAUCAUGGGUGUAUCUUUUUCUGCAGUCCAUCAUAACAGGGCGAUAUGUAAAGACGACGAUAGAGGGCGCCACAACUAUUUUGUUCUGCGCAUUGGAUGACUCGGUGCAGACAGGAGGCUAUUACAUGAAUUGUCGUCUGACUGACCAAACUGUGUGGGUCCCCAAGUGUGCUUAUGACGAGGGUUUGGCCAGGAAACUCUGGGAGAUCAGCGAAAGACUCACAGCAAGUAGUGACGUCAUUGGUCAGCUCAGAGAGAGGCUAUCAAAGGGGACUUAGUCCAAAGUCGUUUUACUAUAACAGUAAUUAACUUAUAAAUAUCUCUAUAUCAACAACACAAAGUGUUAAAAUUUGACAUUUUUAAUUUACGAUUAUAUUUACAUAUUACUCAUAACAUGUUUCAUAGUAUGUUAAAAAAAUAAAAAAAAUAAAAAAAACAUACACGUGAAAUUUCUAAGUCAUUAACUUGGCAAGAAAUUAAUUUAAAGAAUAAUUUUGUAUGUGGGACAAAACCAACAGGAAAAAUUGGUUUUAUGGAAUAUUAUAAAAGAUUGUACAUGGAUUUUACAUGCAUAAAAGUUUACAAUACCAAUGUAAUUAAAUUAACAGACAUACAAAUGUAACAUACAUGUAUUAUAAUUAAGCUAUGAAAAUGCGAAAACGUGUGUCUCUUUUUAAAGUACAAUCUACUAAUUUUCAAGCCAACAAGAACUCGCAUGGACAGAGAAAUUUUGAAGCAUUUUGUUGAGAUGUUUGAUUUUUAAAGGUACUAUAUAAUAUAAAUAAAUAAUUUAAUAAAUA